AUGCCCAAGAUGGACAUAGAUGAUACCCCCAUAUUCAAAUUGGAGGAGCUCGAGGCUCAUCUUCAAGAGCUGGUCAAAUCUUCAGAUGUUCUAAUCGAUACAAAGCUUUUCGAUGCUGUAGAGCUGCAGCUUACAGAGUCCAACAUAUCCCCUUUGAUCCCGAAGCUACUUCCUACCAUUACUCAGAUCCUUCUUAGCACUCAACAAGAUCCUACAGUACUCGCAAGUCUAUCCGUUAAGUUACUACAGCCAAUCACAUUUCCACAGGCCCUGGAGUUGGCUUCCGAGGACGCCCUCAUUCUCGCACUUCGGUCUCCCGUACCUGCUGCGAAUAUCCUUGCCAUAACAAUCAUCGAAAAAGCCACCAAAAAUCCGACACAUGUAGCACUUCUAUCUAAUAUGAAAGGAGUGGUGGAGAAUUAUAUCAGAACAUGGCUUAGCAAUCCUGAUGUCGGAGUUGGCGAAAGGGCUACGCGGGCGCUAGGAGGACUUCUAGCUGCGGAUUCCGAUCGAAGGUCAUCAUCUAUCACAAACGGCGUGGGGAGCAUGGAUAUUGAUGCUCAGCAUCCACCUGGCCAGGGACUGCUUUGGCGACGAAUGUUCCAAGACCGAGAUAUCUACGACACAAUAUUCUCGCUAUGCAGCUUGAAGACCGUCGGAACCGAUAAUGAUCAAUUGGAUGGAAAACAAAAAACACUCGCCCAAGCUCGCCUAUUGAGACUUCUUCCUCGUUUGGCAGCGCUGGAUUGUCGUACAAUCACCCGGACAUUUUUACCUGAAGUUGAUAAUAAUUACAUAUCACCAGUCGGGAAACCUGGCCUGCUGUAUUUCGCGGCAAUGGAAAUGGUAGAUAAAGAAGAUUUGCUUAUGCAUAUGACGUUGACUAUUUUCUUCUUGGAAUUGCUGGAUGCAAUUAGUACUACGGAUAUAGCAGGCUCAACCAAAAAGUAUGUUGCUGACAUGCUGAAGAUAGCUAUGGAGUCAGACGUGGAGUUACGUCAGUCAGUUGAGAAUAUUACUGUAUCGCCAGAUUCAACUCCAAAUUUGAUAGCUCUGGUUCACUCCUUGAACCGAGAAAGUUGA
Sclerotinia borealis F-4128 is the source of this 1083-nucleotide messenger RNA. The record is from the annotation of a GenBank genome assembly. Lineage: Eukaryota; Fungi; Ascomycota; Leotiomycetes; Helotiales; Sclerotiniaceae.